Messenger RNA from Boeremia exigua, 987 nucleotides. Its product is annotated as glycolipid transfer protein-like protein HET-C2. The transcript has 4 exons. The record is from RefSeq and is a predicted model, not a curated record. Gene Ontology annotation, biological process: ceramide transport; intermembrane lipid transfer. Gene Ontology annotation, cellular component: cytosol; cytoplasm; membrane. NCBI's taxonomy places the organism in Eukaryota, Fungi, Ascomycota, Dothideomycetes, Pleosporales, Didymellaceae. Bases 289 to 879 code for a protein of 196 amino acids. Gene Ontology annotation, molecular function: ceramide 1-phosphate transfer activity; ceramide 1-phosphate binding.
CGGGGCUAUUCGCAAGUUCCGAGAUCGCUCGCUAUGCCUCAUACGUAAUGGCGUAUGCAUCCCAGAAGCUAGACCCUGGCUGCCCCGCUAUCGCGCCUCCUGCCGAAACUGUAGCCCCACGUUCACGCCAGAAGCCACGAAGCUCACCGCUAGACUAGAGAGACCCCCUUCGUGCUGUUGGAGCUCCGUUCCUUAACAUCUCUCUCAACUUCCUCUCAUCUCGUCUUAAAACUUACACUCUAAACCCGCACACAACUUCAUCAUCCCUCCAAACCACAUCCAGAAAUCAUGGCAACCUUCUUCGACGGCGUUCAGAAGAGCUGGGAGGAUGUCCCCGUCGAUGCUUCCAAUGCUAUCUCCACCACCGAGUUCCUUGAGGCUGCCGAGAGCCUGACCACAUUGUUCGAUCUUCUGGGUUCGGCGGCCUUCAAGCCUGUCAAGAACGACAUGACGGGCAACAUCAAGAAAAUCCGUGACCGCCAGCUCGCUGCCCCCACACUCUCCGAGACACUCCAGGCGCUCGCUCUUAACGAGUUGAAGGAGAAGAAGCACGUUGCCACUGAGGGUCUUGUAUGGCUCAAUCGUGGCCUUGACUUCACCGCCCAAGCUCUCCGACACAACAUCACCAACCCCAACAAGGAGCUCGCCGACUCUUUCCGCGAUGCCUACGGCAACACCCUCAAGCCCCACCACUCUUUCGUCGUCAAGCCGCUGUUCAGCGCCGCUAUGAGCGCCACGCCAUACAGGAAGGACUUCUACGUCAAGCUGGGCGCGGACGAGGCUAAGGUCCAGCAGCAGCUCGAGAAGUACCUCUCGUCGCUGGAGAAGAUUGUUGCUACAUUGAACACAUUCUUGGCCACGAAGGAGGCCAAGUGGUAGAUACGACGUUAUGACAUGAAUGAAAGGAGACAUAGCACUGAAUGCCCCAAUAUACAAAAGCUUCCGUGGUACCCAAUGAUGGAACCCUGCUCCUCGAGAUAGAGACUC